GGGACGUCUCCACAAUCACCCGAGGCUCGGGGAACGGACGGAGGAGUCCCUGACGCGGCCACGGUUUAGGAACAGGGAGUCCGGUGGGUAGGGACUCUGGGGGCCAAAGGGAACGGAAAAAGGGGACUUACCCCGUAUUCUGCCGGAUCGGGUGAACCACUUUUCCAGUAAUGGCUUGACCAAGAGGAGAGUGCAGGCAACAUACAGAUGGCAAAUACUGUGAACAGCAAUGGAUGAUGCGAACGUGGCGUAGGCGGCCAAAUCCGGCGGCGCAGCGACAGGGCAGUCUAGCAGCCGGAAGCGGCCUCUCUUUUCCGGAACCCCACUGCCUUGUGGGACCGUGGCUGGUUCCUUCGGCCUGGGCAGGUUUUCCGGACUCCUCCGCUCCACCUCCCUCCUCGGGUACGGAAGCUGAGAGGGUGCGCGGACUGCCAUGGCGGCGCACCUCAAGAAGCGGGUGUACGAGGAAUUCACUAAGGUGGUUCAGCAACAGCAGGAGGAAAUUGCUACUAAGAAACUCCGACUGACAAAACCAAGUAAAUCUGCAGCACUCCACAUAGAUCUGUGUAAGGCUACCUCCCCAGCAGAUGCUUUGCAGUACCUACUUCAGUUUGCCAGAAAGCCUGUGGAGGCAGAAAGUGUGGAGGGAGUAGUCAGGAUUCUCUUGGAACAUUAUUACAAGGAGAAUGAUCCAUCUGUGAGACUGAAAAUUGCAUCCUUGUUGGGUUUACUGUCAAAGACUGCAGGAUUUUCACCAGACUGCAUUAUGGAUGAUGCCAUUAACAUCCUGCAGAAUGAAAAGUCUCAUCAAGUCCUAGCUCAGCUGUUGGACACUUUGCUUGCAAUUGGCGCUAAACUCCCAGACAAUCAAGCUAUCCAGAUGCGAUUAGUUGAUGUAGCCUGCAAGCACCUGACAGAUACCUCACAUGGUGUAAGAAAUAAGUGCCUGCAAUUACUUGGCAAUCUGGGUUCUUUGGAGAAAAGUGUCACAAAAGAUGCAGAAGGCCUAGCUGUCAGAGACGUCCAGAAGAUUAUAGGGGAUUACUUCAGUGACCAGGACCCACGUGUCAGAACAGCAGCUAUAAAAGCCAUGUUGCAGCUCCAUGAAAGAGGACUGAAAUUACAUCAAACAAUUUAUAAUCAGGCUUGUAAAUUGCUCUCUGAUGACUAUGAACAAGUGCGCAGUGCUGCAGUCCAGCUUAUCUGGGUUGUCAGUCAGCUCUAUCCUGAAAGCAUUGUCCCAAUCCCUUCUUCUAAUGAAGAAAUUCGCUUAGUUGAUGAUGCGUUUGGAAAAAUUUGUCACAUGGUCAGUGAUGGCUCCUGGAUGGUUCGAGUUCAAGCUGCCAAGCUAUUGGGCUCUAUGGAGCAAGUCAGUUCCCAUUUCUUGGAACAGACGCUUGACAAGAAGCUGAUGUCAGAUCUGAGGAGGAAACGCACUGCACAUGAACGUGCCAAGGAACUUUACACUUCAGGAGAGUUUUCCAGCGGCAGGAAGUGGGGAGAUGAUGCUCCCAAGGAAGAAAUAGAUACGGGGGCUGUGAACUUGAUCGAGUCAGGAGCUUGUGGAGCCUUUGUUCAUGGAUUGGAAGAUGAGAUGUAUGAGGUCCGCAUUGCUGCUGUAGAGGCGCUCUGCAUGCUGGCCCAGUCUUCACCCUCUUUUGCUGAGAAGUGCCUUGAUUUCCUGGUUGACAUGUUUAAUGAUGAAAUUGAGGAAGUACGUCUACAAUCCAUACAUACCAUGAGAAAAAUCUCUAACAAUAUCACCCUUCGAGAAGAUCAGCUUGACACUGUCCUGGCUGUGUUAGAGGAUUCAUCCAGAGAUAUUAGAGAGGCUCUUCAUGAACUCUUAUGUUGCACUAAUGUUUCAACGAAAGAAGGGAUUCAUCUUGCGCUGGUGGAGCUGCUGAAAAAUUUAACCAAGUACCCUACUGAUAGGGACUCCAUAUGGAAAUGCUUGAAGUUUCUGGGAAGUCGGCAUCCAACACUGGUGCUUCCCUUGGUGCCUGAGCUCCUGAGCACCCACCCGUUUUUUGACACAGCUGAACCAGACAUGGAUGAUCCAGCUUACAUUGCAGUUUUGGUUCUUAUUUUCAAUGCUGCUAAAACCUGUCCAACCAUGCCUGCAUUGUUCUCAGAUCAUACCUUCAGACACUAUGCCUACCUCCGAGACAGUCUUUCUCAUCUUGUUCCUGCCUUGAGGUUACCAGGUAGAAAACUACUGUCAUCAGCUCUUUCUCCCAAUAUCAUGCCUCAUGAGGAUCCUUCCCAUCAGUUCCUGCAGCAGAGCCUUGAAAGGGUAUACAGUCUUCAACACCUGGACCCUCAAGGAACUCAGGAGCUGCUAGAGUUCACCAUCAGGGAUCUGCAAAGACUUGGAGUACUUCAGUCUGAAUUGGCAGGAGUAGCUGACUUCUCUGCUGCCUAUCUUAGGUGUCAGCUUCUUCUUAUCAAGGCCUUACAGGAAAAGCUGUGGAAUGUGGCUGCCCCUUUGUAUUUGAAGCAGAGUGAUUUGGCCUCAGCAGCAGCAAAACAGAUCAUGGAAGAAACCUACAAAAUGGAGUUCAUGUAUAGUGGCGUGGAGAACAAGCAGGUGGUGAUUAUCCAUCACAUGAGGCUGCAGGCCAAAGCCUUGCAACUUAUAGUAACAGCACGGACUGCUCGAGGAGUUGACCCCUUAUUUGGGAUGUGUGAAAAAUUUUUACAGGAAGUGGACUUUUUUCAGAGGUGUUUCAUCGCUGAUUUGCCCCACCUGCAGGACAGCUUUGUGGACAAACUUCUUGACCUCAUGCCCCGACUCAUGACAUCCAAACCUGCAGAAGUGGUCAAAAUUCUACAUACCAUGCUGCGGCAGAGUACCUUCCUACACCUCCCCCUUCCAGAGCAGAUCCACAAAGCCUCAGCCACUAUUAUUGAGCCAGCAGGCGAGUCAGACAACCCUUUGCGGUUUACAUCUGGGUUGGUGGUGGCCCUGGAUGUCGAUGCAACCCUGGAACAUGUGCAGGAUCCUCAGAGCACUGUGAAGGUCCAGGUCUCAUAUCCAGAUGGCCAAGCUCAGAUGAUCCACCCUAAGCCGGCAGACUUUCGGAAUCCCGGCCCAGGGCGGCACCGGCUUAUCACUCAGGUGUACCUCUCCCACACUGCCUGGACAGAACCGUGCCAGGUGGAAGUGAGACUGCUGCUGGCCUACAACUCCAGUUCACGCAUUCCAAAAUCCCCCUGGAUUGAGGGUGGUGAGAUGUCAUCCCAGGUGGAAACCAGCAUCGAGGGCACCAUCCCCUUCAGCAAGUCUGUAAAAGUUUACAUAAUGCCCAAACCCGCAAGGCGCUGAGUCACAAGUAGUCUUUACAGCUGUGGCCUAGAAGGCCCUUCUUGGGAUCAGAGUGAGCCAGAAGCCUGGAGCAUUUCACCUGGACAUGGUCUAUAGGCAUAAGGAAGAACAUGUGACCCUUAUAGUCUCAUCUGGUAUCAAACAUUGGAUAAAUUAUUUUGCAUUAAGAAAACAAAAACCUUCAAGUCUAUCCCAUCCCCCACCCCCUACCUCCCUAGCCUUGCCCCGGUAAAGUUGAGACACCAAGCUGUUCUAGUCCCUGGUCCUUAAAGAAAUCUGUGUGGCUAUAGGUUCAACAUUUAUACCACAGGCCUACAUUCUUCAGGUGUGAAACAAAAAGAUCCAAUUUUCUAGCCCCUUCCAAAGAACCAGUUAUUGGAGCCAUAAUCUUAUUUCUUAAAGCAGUAGUCUGUUUGCCAGGGCGAACUCCAAAGCAGCUUUCACAGCUGUACUUUUUUACCACCGACAGUUCCUGAAGGGCCCUAGACUUUCGUUAUCUUGCUGAGAGUCUCCUUCCUUAACUCAGGCAAAAGCUGGCCAAGGACUGAAUGAACAGCUGAAGAAUGAACCACUUUCAUCCCUCAGGGAAAUUCUUGAUCUUGCCUGCCAUUAUCCUUAGAACAAAAAUAUGAGAUAAGGGCCAUAUUUUACAAAAGAAACCAGGAUUAUGGGAAAGAGGGACCCAGUGUAAGAAAAAAAGUCAUUUCCGGGCUUCCCUGGUGGCGCAGUGGUUGAGAGUCCGCCUGCCGAUGCAGGGGACAUGGGUUCGUGCCCCGGUCUGGGAAGAUCCCACGUGCCGCGGAGCGGCUGGGCCCGUGAGCCAUGGCCGCUGAGCCUGCGCGUCCAGAGCCUGUGCUCUGUAACGGGAGAGGCCACAACAGUGAGAGGCCCGCGUACCACAAAAAAAAAAAAAAAAAAGUCAUUUCCCACUACUUCUCUGAUGACUCCAGCGUUGGAGCUGCGUGUGAGCUGAAGGUGCAGCGGGGGUCUAAGAACAGUAAAGGCUCCAGAGAUGUGAACCACGUGAGGGCCUGUGCUAUGUUCUUUACCUGUCAUUUUAUCCUUGCAACAGCCAAGUGAGACUAAGAGGUUAAGUCACUGGUAGGAAAACUGUAAUAACGCCUUUACUUGUUCAAAUCCAAGAUGAUUCCAAAGGCCUGAGCUAUACCAUAUGGAAAAGAACCUUCAGAUUUUCUCUCUGUGCCUCAGUUUUUUCAUCUAUAAAACAGAGGUAAUUAUACCUUAAGUGUUGUUGAAUGGGUUUAAUUAAAUAAUGCUUGGCAAAUCUGAA
Messenger RNA from Mesoplodon densirostris (Blainville's beaked whale), 4619 nucleotides. RefSeq names its product integrator complex subunit 4 (gene INTS4). The record is from RefSeq and is a predicted model, not a curated record. Gene Ontology annotation, cellular component: integrator complex. Gene Ontology annotation, biological process: snRNA processing. NCBI's taxonomy places the organism in Eukaryota, Metazoa, Chordata, Mammalia, Artiodactyla, Ziphiidae. The transcript has 25 exons. The coding region runs from base 434 to 3328 and encodes 964 amino acids.